Messenger RNA from Hermetia illucens (black soldier fly), 484 nucleotides. RefSeq names its product cuticle protein 12.5-like. Lineage: Eukaryota; Metazoa; Arthropoda; Insecta; Diptera; Stratiomyidae. The coding region runs from base 38 to 430 and encodes 130 amino acids. The transcript has a single exon. The record is from RefSeq and is a predicted model, not a curated record.
UCGUUCAUCCAGAAAGACAAUAGACACCUCAAGCAAAAUGAAGUUCGUAGUUUUGGCUCUUGCUCUCAUCGGCGCUGCCUCCGCUGGAUUCGUUGCCCCAGCAGCCUACACCAGCUACUCUGCCCCAGUUGUAGCUACUGCUCCAGUCGCUUAUUCAGCCCCUGCUAUUGCUGCUGCUCCAGUUGCCUAUUCUGGUUCACUUGUUAAGCCAUACGCUGCCGUUGCUGCUGCUCCAAUCGCCUACUCUGGCUCACUUGUUAAGCCAUACGCUGCCGUUGCUGCUGCUCCAGUCGCCUACUCUGCCCCAGCUGUAGCUGCUGCUCCACUUGCUUACUCUGCUCCAGCUUUUGCUGCUCCAAUCGCCACUGGCUUCCACGCUGGAUACGUCGCCCCAGCUGUUGACUACUGGAAGAAGAAGGCUGCUGCCUAAGUUUUGGAUUGUUUCUGAUGGAUUGAUUUAAUGGCAAAAUAAACGAGUUGACUG